This is a messenger RNA of Cyprinus carpio (common carp), 2775 nucleotides long. Its product is annotated as interferon-induced, double-stranded RNA-activated protein kinase. Gene Ontology annotation, biological process: protein phosphorylation. Lineage: Eukaryota; Metazoa; Chordata; Actinopteri; Cypriniformes; Cyprinidae. Gene Ontology annotation, molecular function: double-stranded RNA binding; ATP binding; protein kinase activity. The record is from RefSeq and is a predicted model, not a curated record. The transcript has 18 exons. Bases 228 to 2243 code for a protein of 671 amino acids.
AAACUUAUCGAUCUAAACGAUACGAAGAAAUGAAAGUGUACUCGUGUCUGUGAUCAGUGUCGGUGUGAACUGACACUGUUAGUACCAUGUUAAAUUGAUCUAAAAACAUGGUACUGCGUCUUUUAGUGUUCUUCCGCUGAAGAUAUGACGCUUUGCGUGGCGCUCACGUGCUGAUCAACGUAGUGAACCUCUGUCACUGAUAUUUUAGAUCUUUUUUUAACUGUGCAAUGGAGUCUCUGUCAGGGAAUUAUAUUUCUCAGCUGAACGAGUACCAGCAGAAGACACAGUGCGCCGUGGAGUAUGAGGAGGGAUCCACAGAUGGACCGAGUCACAACAAAACGUUCACUAUGAGGGCUAUAGUUAAUGGACAGCGGUAUCCUGAAGGCAAUAGGAAAACCAAAAAACAGCCAAAAACAAACUCUACCAAAAAAAAAACACACCAAAUAAAAAACACCCAAAAAAAAAAACCGACAACUUCAUCUGUUCAAAACGCUCUCAACAAUAUGACUGUAUCUCAGAGGAAUUAUACUUGCUGGCUCAAUGAACAUUCACAGAAGAGCAAGUUAUGUUUCAAGGCUCAUGAGUCCACUAAGAUGGAUCCAAGAAACACUACUCAAUUGUAUACUUAUGUUUGUAAGUAUGUUUGCGGUGAUAGAGAGUUUCCUGAGGCUUGUGGAAAUAAUAAGAGGGAUGCUAAAGAAAUAGCGGCAAAAUGUGUUUAUGAAGAGCUACUCAAAACACAAGAGGCUAGCCUGGACCGUGCCAGUUUGGGUUUAGCUGAUGAAUCUCGAAGCACCACGCCUGACAACAACUUCAUAGCACUUCUCAAUAACUACAGCCAGAAACAUAAACAUGUGCUUGAUUUCAAUUUAGUGGAGAGACGAGGCCCUGCUCACAACCCUGAGUUUGUGUAUAAAGUUGUCAUAAACGGGAAGGAAUACCCUGAAGGACAAGGAAAGAGCGCAAAGGAGGCGAAGCAACAUGCUGCUCAGCGCGCUUGGAGCGAAAUUAAUGAGCAUUCUGGAUGGACCACACAGAGUUCUGGAAAUGACAGCUCCUCACAAACUCAAGAGACAUCUGAAUCUCCGGAUGCACAGCACUCUUCAAAAAGCUCUUCUGAAAGUCCCAGCUCAAGUUCUUUCAUCGUCUUCAAAGACUCAUCUGCUGUCAGUUCUCCUAUGGCCAUAAGUCCCAGUGUGAGUCCACUGGAUGUGAAGCCGAAAAUAAAAUUAGCACCAAAUUUUCAUCUGUCACCAAAUGGUCUGGCCGGGAGUAGAGAGGUGGGUCCUAACAUGAAUGUACAAAAACCAGCAAAGCCAUCUGGAGGUCAAACUUCAAACCAAGCUACAAAGUCAAGGUUUUUAGAAGACUUUGAUUCAAUAAAUCCAAUUGGCAAAGGUGGCUUCGGCCGUGUUUUCAAGGCAAGACGAAAGCUUGAGAACACACAUUAUGCUGUGAAGAUAGUGAAGAGUACAAAAAAAGCUCGUCGUGAGGUCGGUGCUUUGGCUAAGUUUAAUAACGCCAACAUCGUCCGCUACUACUCAUGUUGGGUGGAGGACACGGCGUACAGACACGAGUCUUCAGAGAGCUACAGCCAUUCAGAUUCUGGCAGUGACCCGGGAACAAAAUACCUCUACAUUCAGAUGGAGUUUUGUGAGGGAGACACGCUUCGUGCCUGGAUUGAUAAAAGAAACUCUUCUAAUGUUCGUGACCCAGAGAGGAGGACGGACGCAGCACAGAUCAACAGGCAGGUGCUGAAGGCCGUGGAGUACAUCCACAAAGAGGGCUUGAUCCACAGAGACCUGAAGCCUUUGAACAUAAUGUUCAGCAGUGAGGGAACAGUAAAGGUUGGAGACUUCGGCCUCGUGACCGCAGCAGAAACUGACAAUGACGUGCAACUUCUGGAACGGACUAAAGGGACAGGAACCCGUAUUUACAUGAGCCCGGAGCAGGCGAAUCAAACAUCGUAUGACAGAAAGGUGGAUAUAUAUGCUCUGGGUCUCAUUUAUUUCGAACUCAUCUGGAAUCUCUUCACGUUGCAUGAAAGGAAAAAGAUUUGGGACGAUAUAAGAAGUAGGGAUUUUCCACCACAGUUUUCCAAGAAAUGUAACUUUGAGCACAAGCUUAUAGAUCAAAUGCUGAGACCCCGUCCUGAAGAGAGACCAGACGCCUCGGAGCUGAUCAGAGAGCUGGACCGAUAUACUAACAUCCUGAAUGCAGAUAAAGACAACAAAACCAUUUAAUGAGAUCUCAUCUCUUAUAUAUGCCUUUAUAAUAAUAGCAGUUGCUUAUACUGUAACAUAUAAGGUGAAGCAUUUGGCAGAAGCUUCCAUAAAGCAAUUAAAAGGUUCACAUGGCAAGUGUGCAAUUCUAGAAACAAGGGGACGAAGGGGAAGUUGAUGUAAAACAAUGACAAUUUUGUCAUCAGUUACUCAUCUGUGGAAAAUGUUGAAUGCCUGCUGUGUUCUGUAGAACACAAACGAAAGAAAAACAGAAGUGUAAAAAGGUAUAAAGUGAGUUUAUCUUGUGUCUAACACGUCUCUGUUCUCUCUGAUCAUGCUGUUGUAUUACUUUAAUUCAGUCUGCAUGUUUACAUGAAUUAUCAUGUCAAGAAUCAAAGGAUGACAAAUACAACUGAGUGUUGAUCCACUCAGUUUUUAUUUACAUGAAUUUCCUUUGGAACAGAAGUUGAAUCCAUUAGCUGUCAGUCUUUAUUGUGAACCGGUCUGUAUUGCACAGUAUUCUGAAACAAUAAAUCAUGAGCUUUCAACCUUG